AGGGGAAAAAGGAGCGAGCGAAGACGGUGAAAGCGAAUUUGUCGAUGGUGAUGGCAGCCACAGGAAGAGCAAGCAGCACGGUGGCCGCCUCGUCGCACAAUCCUCGCGUGGCGUCCCAUAACACGUGACUUCUAGCUCCACCUCCCUGGUACUGGUGGGUGCUGUGAUAGUUGUGUCCAAAGACUUAACAAUAGUACGCCCUCGACUAUCAUGGCAUCGUUCGAAGACGACGUAGAGCCGCUAGAGGAAAGUAGAUCGAGAGGAUCAACCCCGCUUGGCCGGGGGGGAGCAAGCACUUCCUUGCUGGGUAAGCAUGAGCGUGAUGAAAGCCCGGUGCCGGAUGAGGAGCUGGACACCGAAAAGGGCAACCAGAAGAUGUGGCUCGUCAAGGUCCCUCGAUUUCUCUUGGAGGGGUGGACCAAAGUCGAAGAAGAAGAUAAGCUUCUCGGUACCGUUCGAGUGUAUGACAAGGACCAGGAUGGGCAUACGAAGCUCGAGCUCCUUCUUCCGGAGCACCCCAAUCCUGCUAUCCCUUUACCCCCCUCACAUCCGUACCUUGCCACCAAUUAUCCUCGUCAUUAUGACCUGAGGCUCACGAGCGAACAGGAAGGCGCACGGGUCCGAAAUUUGUACGCGUUUCGAGAGAGGAUGGAGGGGGGCGAAGACGAUGACGACGAAGACGACGAUGACGACGAUCUCGUGGACAGCGAUGGCGAUGAAGACGUCAAGGGCAAAGCAAAGGCCGAUGACAGGAAUAAAAAGUCAAGACGCGUCGUGUCCAUGGUCGGCAUGAUCACCAACGAGGCUGCACUCAAGCCUCAGAUCACCGGUCCUGGUGGCUUGGUGAGCAGGGGCGGUAAGGAACUGGGCAUCUCGCCUGAAUAUCGAGAGGUGCUCCGGAAGCGAAAGCUGGAAGCCUCAAAGCCGCGUCACAGCGUUAAAGUCCUUGACGACGACGAUGCCUCGCGCAACAACAUGCUGACGAGCGGUGUGGGAGCCGGAUUCAUCAAAGGACCCAGAGCCUCACUCAUUACGCAGAAUCGCAAGACGGGCAACCAGGCGGAAAAAUUCGCGCGCAUGCCUCGAAACGAGCUCAUGGAUUUGCUUUUCGAGUCGUUCGAAGAGUAUCCCUACUGGUCCAUCAAAGGGCUUCGAGCUCGCGUCGAGCAACCCGAAGUGUACCUCCGCGAUGUUCUCUCGAGCAUCGCCGAUCUCCACAAACGCGGUCCUUACAGUGGCAACUGGUCCCUCAAACCUGAGUAUGCUGCGCUGCGCAAAGAUGCUGAUCGACGGGAAAAUGAAAAGAGGGGAGCCGAGGAAGCCAGUCGGCAGCAGCAGAUGGGUGCUCAGGAUCCAGGAUCGAGGAGCAACGUUGUGAGCAGCAGCGGCAGCAGCAGACAAGAGAUCAAAUUGGAAGAGGGAGGAGACAUUGGUGGAGAUGACGAAGACGACAUGGACGAUGUCGCUUGAGGGUGUGCGCCUACGCAAAUGUUUCUUGUAGUCCACAAUGUACAGUACAGUACAGUACAGUACUAAAACGCCGACACAAAAUUC
Messenger RNA from Acaromyces ingoldii, 1554 nucleotides. RefSeq lists its product as hypothetical. Bases 211 to 1470 code for a protein of 419 amino acids. Gene Ontology annotation, biological process: transcription by RNA polymerase II; transcription initiation at RNA polymerase II promoter. NCBI's taxonomy places the organism in Eukaryota, Fungi, Basidiomycota, Exobasidiomycetes, Exobasidiales, Cryptobasidiaceae. The transcript has 4 exons. Gene Ontology annotation, cellular component: transcription factor TFIIF complex. The record is from RefSeq and is a predicted model, not a curated record.